Messenger RNA from Malassezia globosa CBS 7966, 2076 nucleotides. RefSeq lists its product as uncharacterized. The record is from RefSeq and is a predicted model, not a curated record. The transcript has a single exon. NCBI's taxonomy places the organism in Eukaryota, Fungi, Basidiomycota, Malasseziomycetes, Malasseziales, Malasseziaceae. Gene Ontology annotation, molecular function: DNA binding; ribonucleoside binding. Gene Ontology annotation, cellular component: RNA polymerase I complex; nucleus. The coding region runs from base 1 to 2076 and encodes 691 amino acids. Gene Ontology annotation, biological process: DNA-templated transcription.
AUGCCGCACAGUGCCUCGUCGUCGGACGAGUCAACCGGGCCAGGGACUCCGCCUCCAGGGGAUGAUGUGAGCAUGCUGCAAGAAGAAGCAUGGGCAAAACCUCAUACGUUUCAUACACUCGAGAUGCAACGGCGAUUCAUGAAGCCAUCCAAGACAGAGUGGGAUGUGCCUGCACUCCGAGACAUCUCGCGGCCACAUAUCGAGAGUUUCAAUGCACUCUGGUCAGACGACCCAUCGCUCGAUGCACCUGGCACUGGAGAUAAGCUGAGCAUGGACAGCGGCGGUCUGUUGGAGCGCAGUCUGCAAACGCUAUCGCCACGAGUCGUGUUUGACGGCAGUGGCGAAGGCGCAGACCGCGGACAUCGACUUGAAAUGCGCAUUGAUUCAGUCUCGUUAAGCCGGCCUAUGGUGCCGGACCGGGCGAAAGAUGCCCUGGAUCGGCGCGUGUUCCCGGACGAGUGCCGGAACCGACUUGUGUCGUAUCGCGGGCGACUCACAGCACGAGUGACAUGGAGCGUUGACUAUGGGCCAGAGCAAAGUGAGAUCCGCGACAUGGGACAAGUCCCUAUUAUGGUGGGCUCGAAUCGGUGUCAUUUGCGAGGACUGACAUCGAGUGAACUUGUGGCGAAACACGAAGAGCCGAACGAGAUGGGCGGUUACUUUAUCAUCAACGGCAACGAGCGUCUUAUGCGGUUUCUGAUCCUCGCGAAGGCAAACCAUGUCAUGGCGCUGGAGCGGCCGUCGUUCACGCGGCGCGGUCCAUCGUACACGUCGAAGGCAUGCUCGAUCCGAUGCGUGGGUCGGCACGAUCUCAUGAGCAUCACCAACUCAGUCCACUACCUCGACAAUGGGGGAGUGACACUCCGAUUCAGUUGGCGGAAACAAGAGUACAUGGUGCCAGUCGUGAUGGUGCUCAAGGCACUUGUCAGUGCGACGGACAAGGAGAUCUUUGCAUCCAUCGUACAAGCCGACACAAGCAACACAUUCUUGACGGAUCGUGUCGAGCUGCUUCUGCGCAGCUUCAAGCAAUAUGCACUCUGGACGGGCGAGCAGUGCCUCGAGUACCUGGGCGACAAGUUCCGUGUUGUGAUGCGUGCGCCAGAGGACUGGAGCCACGCCCAGGUUGGCGAAGAGCUGAUCAACCGACUUGUGCUGACGCAUCUCGAUAUGCCACGCGACAAGUACCGCCUGCUCGUGUUCAUGAUCCGCAAGCUGUAUGCCUUUGUCGCUGGCGAGUGCUGUGCAGACAACCCGGACAGCCCGCAGCACCAGGAGGUGCUAAUGCCCGGCUUCUUGUAUGGCGCGAUCAUCAAAGAACGCCUGGACGAGUACCUCAUCAAUGUACGCAGUGUCAUAGCGCGCGACGUACGCAUGCACGCGAAGGAGUGUGACUUUUUCGACGCGCGGUAUGUGCAGCGUGUGCUUGCGAAGGUGAAUGGCGACAUCGGCACGCGGCUCUCGUCGUUCCUAGCGACCGGGAACUUGUCGUCGCCGUCCGGCCUGGAUCUGCAGCAGGUCGGUGGCUUUACGAUCGUGGCGGAGAAGCUCAACUUUUACCGGUACGUGUCGCAUUUCCGCAGUGUGCACCGUGGCGCGUUCUUUGCCGAGCUCAAGACGACCACCGUCCGCAAGCUGCUUCCAGAGGCCUGGGGCUUUCUUUGCCCAGUCCACACACCGGAUGGCAGUCCGUGUGGCCUGUUGAACCACUUUUCCCACACGUGCCAGCUCACGACGCGCGACUUGGACGUGGCCCACAUCCCAGCGCUGCUGACGUCGCUCGGUAUGACAGAAGGUGUCGCGACGCAGAUCAGUGCACAGACACAUGUGUGCGUGCAGCUGGACGGCGUUAUGCUGGGCUAUGCGACGCCGGCGCUCGCGCGGCACAUGGCCACGGUGCUGCGUGUGUGGAAGACGGAGGGACUGCACGCGGUGCCGCUGGAUCUCGAGAUCGGCUUCGUGCCGACGUCGCAUGGCGGGCAGUACCGGGUCGUGUAUCUGUUCAGUGGCCGCGCCCGGAUGAUGCGCCCUGUGCGCUACCUGUUCAACGGCCGCGAGGGACCAUGUGGGUCCGUUUGA